Messenger RNA from Rubroshorea leprosula, 1920 nucleotides. NCBI's taxonomy places the organism in Eukaryota, Viridiplantae, Streptophyta, Magnoliopsida, Malvales, Dipterocarpaceae. The record is from the annotation of a GenBank genome assembly.
CUCAGUGAGACCGCACUAAAACAACCUCAGGAUCCGCAACAACACUCAUCGACCGUCAACCUUUUGACUAUUUCGACAGCCAAAAAAAAUUACUCCCACUUUGACUUCAUGAUAGGGCAGGACCACUGUUUAAAAAAUGAGUCUGGUUGCACCGAAUCCCCACACCUUGUGCAUGAUAUCCCCCAGCUAAGUUACAAGGUGUAACAUAAUAAUCUUCGCCUGUGUUUCCUCUUCUACAGAUUUUCUUCUCCUUCCUUGUAAUCCCUUUAUAUUUCUUACCAAAAUCUCAACCUCAAGUAAUAUACACCGCCACCGUCAGUAGCAGCGUAGCAUCACCACCGCAAUGGACCCGUGCCCUUUCGUUCGAAUUCUCGUAGGUAACUUGGCCAUGAAGUUACCAGCAUCCACUAAGCCAUCUCUCUCAAGAAUCCACCCUUCAUCCUCCCCAUGUCACUGCAAGAUCAAACUCGAUUACUUGCCUCACCAAGUCGCCGCCGUCCCUCUAAACCAGGACACCGAAGACGGAAACCAAAACCCAGAAGGCAACAAGUCCGUCGCUGCUUGCUUCACUCUGAACAAGGCUCUUCUCGACAAGACUAAUGCGAAGGGGUCAAAGUAUUUCAGGUUAAAAAUCGGGGUAUAUACUGAUUCUGAUUGGAGUUUAUGUGGAAUGGCGUCCGGAAAGUUAAUGGGGAAGGUUACUGUGCCGUUGGAUCUCACAGGAUUGGAAUCAAAGCCCUCAGUUUUUCACAAUGGGUGGGUUGCUAUUGGGGACGAUAAGAGCAAGAAGAAGGGUUCGUCGGCACAGUUGUUUCUGAGUGUUAGGGCUGAAUCCGACCCCAGAUUUGUUUUCCAGUUUGGUGGCGAGCCGGAAUGCAGUCCUCUAGUUUUUCAGGUUCUGGGGAGUAUUAAACAGGCGGUUUUCACUUGCAAGUUUGGAUACAGGAACUCCACUGAUCGAAAUUUGGGAUCAAGGCCAUCAACGGCGGAACCAAGCACUUCAAGGAAUUGGCUUUCCUCAAUAUUCAAAACAGAGAAAGGUCAAUUUUCAAGAGAGAGAAAGGGAUGGUCGGUUAUCAUCCACGAUCUCUCUGGUUCACCGGUUGCUAUGGCAUCAAUGGUGACCCCAUACGUUCCGUCCCCGGGCUCUAAUCGAGUCAGCCGCUCAAACCCAGGUGCAUGGUUGAUUCUCCGCCCUGGCGGUGGUACGUGGAAGCCCUGGGGCCGCCUCGAGACAUGGCGAGAGCCUGGUGGCUCUGACGCCGUUGGGUAUAGGUUUGAUCUCUUUCAGGAUGAUAUUGCCACCGCCACCACCAAGACCACCAUCGCCAGUUCUAGUGUCAGCACCAAAAAAGGUGGUGCCUUUACCAUUGAUAUGACUAGGAGUCAUAUGACCACCAACGUACGAACCCCCGUAAACAGCCCACAUGGCAGCUGCGAGUUAGGAUCUCGGUCGCGGCCAGGAUCGAGAUCCGGUUCUGGGACCUGGUCGGAAUUCGGGUUCGGUUUCUUGCAAUGUAGUUUAAAUGGUGGUUUUGUGAUGUCAUCGAAGGUGGACGGUGCGGGCAAGUGCAGCAAGCCAGAGGUGGAGGUCGGUGUGCGGCACGUGACGUGCACGGAGGACGCCGCAGCUUUUGUUGCACUGGCUGCCGCCAUGGAUUUGAGCAUGGAUGCGUGUCGGCCGUUCUCUGGAAAGCCGAGGAGAGAGUUAAGGCAUUAAAGUCAAAAUUUUAUCGUUUAAUGUGGAAGUUGUUGUCGUUUUGAGUCGUUUCUGAGUAGAUUAGUUUGUCUGGGCAGAUAACCAACAGCAGUUUUUGAGCUGGAUUUGUACAGAGCAGAAUGACAAAGCAUUCUUUUAUUAUUAUUAUUAUUAUUUUUGGUAAAUCUAUUUAUCCAUUUUAUUAAAAAUAUUUAUUGAUU